Messenger RNA from Anthonomus grandis grandis, 2608 nucleotides. RefSeq lists its product as uncharacterized. NCBI's taxonomy places the organism in Eukaryota, Metazoa, Arthropoda, Insecta, Coleoptera, Curculionidae. The record is from RefSeq and is a predicted model, not a curated record. The transcript has a single exon. The coding region runs from base 73 to 2607 and encodes 844 amino acids.
UCAUUUUUGUUAGACAUAUGUCAAACUAAACUCCAAAGCAUAUUUCAUAUUUACGAUAAAAUAAACUCAAAAAUGGAAUCGAAGGAUGGCAAAUCAACUUCAGUUGACGAAAAACAAAAACCUGAUACCACAAAGUUGGACAAAAGUAAGCUGAGCGACUUAAAAGAAAAAAGCUACGUAACUAGGCAAGUAGAAACCUCUGUAACCUUGCUUGAUAGCCCGGAAAAUGAUAUUGUCUUGGAAGCUUUGCUUUUUAUCUCUAAAUAUGCAGAUAUUAAUAAUAAUAAUUUAAUAUAUUUAAUCAAAAGUGGAAUCGUUAGCAAGCUCUUAAAUAGCUUCACCAAAAAUAUUUGCAUUUUAAGGAUUUCUCUUCGGCUUUUGUCCGUAGUUCUUAGCACUGACGAUGGUUUAUAUGAGAUUGAUCAAGAUAAAUAUGAUGAUAAGAUCUUAGAAAUUUCAAACAUGUAUAUUGGACAUAAGGAUGGAUUCGUUAAAGAAUAUUGCGUUGAAAUUCUUGCAAAAGUAGCCAGCUCCUGUAGAGUAACCACAAUAAUUUUUAAUACAGACCUUUUUAAUCCAAUGUUUGACAAUAUUAAAAGCGCUAAGAAUGUGAAUAGCUUGUACCAUAAUAUGCUUUUAUUUUAUAAACUAAUAGACGCUCCGGCUGCUUUAAGCGCACUUGCUGAAUAUUCCAAAUUUGACACAAAUAUUAUAAUAGCGCAUAUGAAUCACAAAGAAAAAAAAGUAGGAAAUUUCGCUCUAGAAACAAUCGAAAAAUUAACUAAAUAUGGUCUUCCCUUUCUGCAAGAGAGUUUUAAAAAAUUUGGCAUUAUGGAAAAAAUGUUUAAGAUUUUAAUGGAUGAGCAAAAAGAAUAUCAACAUUCUACAGUAAUCAAUAUAAUUCAUAAUUGCCUAAAUUCUGAAGAGACGAGCACUUAUUUUGUAGAGUCUAUAGAAUUUUUAGAACUCUGUCAGUGGGUAAAGAACUGUCAUCCAAGAUAUCUAUUGCCUUUAUCAGAGUUAUUUAUUAAAAUUACUAAUACACCAGAUCUCCAGCAGAUGCUUUUUGAUUUGUCUGUGGAAGAAUCGAUUCUUUACUUCUUCAGAUUAAAGCAUAAAGACGUUAUAAACCAAACUUGUAGAGCUGUUUCCAAUAUGACUGCACACAAAUAUUGCUGCGAACACAUGCUAACACCAGUUGUUGCUGAAACCUUGGUUGAGGUCUUGGAACGUCAAAAUGAUGAAGAGGAUCCAUAUAAUCAGAUAGCCUGGAAAACUGUUUUCCAUUUUAUACGAAGAAGUGUUAAUGGUUUAACACUUUUUAUGGAAAAGAAGAUUAAACCUGUUCUUCUGGAUUUUUUUCUAAACAAAGCUCACCUAGUUACAGAGGAAACUUAUCUUAUGAUUAUUGAAAUUAUUUUUAGAUGUCUGGUACAUCCUCAAUACCAAGAGGAGUUUAUUCAUAAAGAAUUGCUUCAGGAAGUUCUUAAGUUAUUUAAAGAAUCGGAGAAUACUGUAGUAACUACAUUUUGCUGUGAAAUUAUGACCUCUAUUAAUCAUUUAAAUGCAUUUAGAACCUUCUUUUUACAAAAUGGACCUUUAAUUAUUAUUAACAAAUUAAAAAAUUUGAAAGAUGUAAAUUUGAUUACUGAAAUUUUAUAUUUUAUUUUUUCUUGCCUUAUCUACGAAGACAUUGCAAUGGCAUUUUUGCAUCAAGGCCUACUACAAGUAUUAAAGACAUUUGAUGAAUAUAUUUCGUAUAAUAUACCUAUAUUGAAAAAAGUUAACAAUUUGGCUAUAAAUUAUUAUCUCCCACUGAAAUUUUACAAAACCGGCAAACUAGAAAUUACUGAUAAGUUACCAAAUAAGUUUUACGUUAUAAAUGGUAUUUGGUGUGAUACUUUUCCUUUCAUAGAAAUUUUGGAAAUGAUGAAAGUUACUCCAUAUCCUACUAUAUAUUUGGUUGACUAUUCAUAUGAAGUAAGAAAAGGCGUAACACUGGAAGCUGAAAGUCAAGAAACUUUAAAAUCAACUACAUCUUUACUCUCAAAGUCGACAGAUUCUAAUUUAAACUCUACGACAUUAAGUAGGAUAAGUUUAACACAGAGUCCAUCAGUAUUCGAUAUUAAGUAUGGUAAAAUCUCAACAGAUAUAUUCUUGCCACGUUAUAUUUAUCACCUUAAAAAAUAUGACGUUUUCUUGCAAGGCCCUAUGGAAGAUAGAAUUCGCCUUCUUGCUGAAUAUGUCGAUACUCUGUUGUGUGGUCCUAAGGAUGAUUUAUCGCUGCCACAAAAGAUUCACGAAUAUCAACUCCAUAUUCAAUGCCUCAAAGAAAAACUCGGAAACAACAUUAUUCCAAUUGGGUUUCUCAGAAUGGGUUUUCAUUGUGAACGGGCAUUAUUAUUUAAAGCAUUGGCCGAUAAGAUAUGUAUCCCAUGCUCGCUUGUUAAAGGAAGUUUAAAAAUAUAUUGGAAUGAAGUAGCGUUGUUUAAAGAAGUUGAUGGUGAGGAAAGGCUGCAGAUUUAUGUAAUAGAUUUGAUGUAUGAAAUUGGAAAUUUAAUGUUAGUGGGUACCAAGCAGGCUAAUAAAUACUGUAAUUUAAAUUAAA